CGUCACGUAACACAAGGCUGGUCGGGAUCUAACCACUCAUGAAAUUUUUGUCGUACAGUUGUCAUGUAAUGUUUUGAUUAGUAUUUAAAGACAUAGAUUGAUGCAAUAUUGUAAAGAAAACGAAUCUUUUUCUCAGUACUGACGGAAACUGUAUAAGUAUGAAGCCACCUAGACAAGUGGGUGAAGAUGCUUUGGAAGCUCAGAAUAGAUUCCAUACUGAAGAACUUGCUAAGAAAAUUUCUAAGCUCAAAUCUGCUGCAUAUGACAUUGAAAUUGAAACAAAGGAGCAUAACAGACUACUGGAUGAUGUAGGAAAUGAGUUUGAUAGUAGUCAAGGCUUCCUUUCCGGAAGUCUGAAUCGAAUGAACAAAAUGAUGUUUACUGGAAGAAGUGACAGAAGACUCAUGUGUUAUGUUUGUCUAAUAACUGUUGGUCUUUUUAUUGUAUUUUAUUAUUUAGCUCAUAAAGCAACACGUUGAUCAAGGACAAGUUACGACCUAGUUGGUCAACAUUAAGACCUAGACAGAAGUGUACAUACAUGAUAAAAAGUUGUAAAUAUGUUGUACAUAUUUGCAAAACAAAAAUUCAUUUUGUUAUGAAAUGUUAUUUUAUUUAUUGCAGAAUAAUAUUUUAAGCAUUUUCCUUACAUUUUCUUUUUUGUUAUUUUGUAAACCUACUUGUACAGUUCAAAAAUUAUAUUAAUAGAUAUAGUUUUCAUUUUCGGGUAAUUCUCAAAAUAGAAUUUUUUAAAAAAUAAAAAUCUUAAAACAUUAUUGCU
Messenger RNA from Uloborus diversus, 778 nucleotides. RefSeq names its product BET1-like protein. Gene Ontology annotation, cellular component: Golgi trans cisterna; SNARE complex. Gene Ontology annotation, molecular function: SNAP receptor activity. Bases 159 to 479 code for a protein of 106 amino acids. Gene Ontology annotation, biological process: retrograde transport, endosome to Golgi; regulation of retrograde vesicle-mediated transport, Golgi to ER. The record is from RefSeq and is a predicted model, not a curated record. The transcript is spliced from 4 exons. Lineage: Eukaryota; Metazoa; Arthropoda; Arachnida; Araneae; Uloboridae.